Molecule: messenger RNA, 2218 nt
Organism: Ipomoea triloba (trilobed morning glory)
Lineage: Eukaryota; Viridiplantae; Streptophyta; Magnoliopsida; Solanales; Convolvulaceae
Product: phosphoglycolate phosphatase 2-like
Exons: 10
Coding region: 149-1018 (289 amino acids)
Molecular function (GO): phosphatase activity
Source: RefSeq, a predicted model, not a curated record
GACAGAUGAUUGAUUUAAUUACUACUAUCGAAGGAGAAAAAGAUCUAUCAAAAUAUUUGCUUCCGCUGUGAGAUGAAAAUUCAGUCUGUUUUCUGCAAUUAGGCUGUGCAUUUGGCAAUAUUAUGGGCGAACAUGUUAUAAAAGAUGCAUGAACGGCCAGCUUGUAAAUUCACGCUCCGAGUGUCUCUCCUCCCAUAAUGUCAAAGAGCUUCUCGAUUCCGUCAAUGCUUUUCUCUUUGAUUGCGACGGCGUGAUUUGGAAAGGUGAUAAAUUGAUAGAUGGAAUCCCUGAGGCACUCGACAUGCUUCGUCGCAGGGACGAGAUAUUCUCAUCAUCGUUUGCUGCUGCAAUGUAUUUGAAGGUUUGCAACUUUCCCACUGACAAGAAGGUUUAUGUAAUAGGCGAGGAAGGCAUAUUGGAGGAGCUUGAGCUUGCUGGCUUUACAGGGCUUGGUGGUCCGGCAGAUGGAAAGAAGACUCUGGAACUGAAAUCAGGAUUCAUUUUUGAGCAUGACAAGAGUGUUGGACUUGAUCAAUACAUCAAUUACUACAAGCUGCAGUAUGGAACACUUUGUGUACGUGAGAACCCCGGAUGCCUAUUUAUUGCUACCAAUCGUGAUGCAGUGGGGCACAUGACCGAUCAACAAGAGUGGCCGGGUGCUGGAUGUAUGGUUGGUGCAAUGUGUGGAUCAACUCAGAAAGAGCCUAUUGUAGUUGGGAAACCAUCAACCUUCAUGAUGGAUUUUUUACUACAGAAUUCUUAUUGUUUUGCAGAUUCAAUAUUGCUACCUCGAGGAUGUGUAUGGUUGGUGACAGAUUGGACACAGAUAUCUUAUUUGGAAAGAAUUCUGGCUGCCAAACUCUCCUUGUUCUUUCAGAACAGGUUGAUUAGAAGCAGAUGGUCGGGAAGAACAUGCGUGAAUCCUCCUCGAAAACAAACAAGUAGUAGAACUCCAUCCUUCAAACCCAAAAGGGCUAUUGACUUGAUGAUGAUCCUCCAGUUUUUUCCCCAACAGUAGAUUAAAUUCAUUAGCAACAAACCGAUGAUUCAGCAACAUUGCGGCAGUCCAUCUCGUACUGGGGUUUCUUGCAAAGCACAUCUCCAGAAAAUCCUUGCAGCGAUUGGAUAUACCCUCUGGGAUUUCGGGUUUCUUGAACGCAAUGUUUAGAAACGCAUCCGGUGGAUUUCCGGUGAUCAUCUCCACAACGAUGCACCCUAUAGCCCAUAUAUCUUUAGGCGCCUCGUGCAUCUCGGAAACCAAAGACUCCGGCGAGGUGUACAGUAAAGACCCCCGGUGACAACCCCCAAAAAUGUUAACUCCGGAGGGCUUAGACAGCCCGAAAUCGGCGAUCUUGAGACGAUUCACCCCGCACCCACACGGAAACACAAGAACAUUGGCGGGUUUCAAAUCGCAGUGAACGAAUCCCCAGCCGUGCACUUCCUCUAUACCCUUUAGAAGCUGAUAAGCGUAGAAAGAAACCUCAAAUUCCAUGAUGUUUCCGGGGCGAGACUUGAUCAGGCUCUCCAGUGAUCCACCCGGAGCGUACUCGAGUAAAAGGUUGUAGACAACCUCUUCAUGUUCUAGGCUGGUGUCGUCUCCGAAACAGUGGACGAUAUAGGGACAUCCUCGGAGUUGAUUCAAGAUUCGCCCUUCCACCCUAAGUGAUCUUGAAGACUCUAGCUUUGAAGACUUCACGGCGAACACCUGCGAAUCAGUUGAUGAAGAUGAAGAAAGUCGACCAAGAAAUACGGUGCCGUAGGAUCCUGCGCCAAGAAUUUGAAAUUUUUGGCAGGCCAUGCUGUUGAGAUGACUCUCCAAGUUUAGGGUAAGUAUUAGGAAAGCUAAUACUCUUAAUUAUAUAGGGUGGGGAAAUAUCCUAAUCCAAUCAAGAAUAAGAUUAGGAGACUUCCAAGAAGCAACUAGGAACUAACUGGAACUUAGAAACUCAAGAGAUCAGAGAAGCGGCGCAUAAACAACGGAAAGUGCAGAAGAUGAUUGUGAGUGAGGGCGGCGACGCCUACUACUUAUAACGGUACAACGGAGUGUAAUGCCGGUGGGAUUAAGGCGGCGUAUGUAGUAGUAGCCGUUAAUGGAAGCCAUUUUUGAAAUUCACAAUUUAUUACUCUGUAACAAACUUCUGCCGCUAAAGACAAAUCAGAAUUAGAUGUAAUUAUGUAAACCUAACAAACAAAAGGAUAUUUUCUUUGCUAAUUAUCA